This is a messenger RNA of Hyaloscypha bicolor E, 662 nucleotides long. RefSeq lists its product as uncharacterized. Bases 109 to 411 code for a protein of 100 amino acids. Lineage: Eukaryota; Fungi; Ascomycota; Leotiomycetes; Helotiales; Hyaloscyphaceae. The transcript is spliced from 3 exons. The record is from RefSeq and is a predicted model, not a curated record.
CAAUCAUCAACAGCACUACUCUAUUCUAAAAUACAACUCAUCUAUUACUCAACUACUGAGUCUUAUCUAUUCUACUCUUCAAAUCUUCUCCAAGACACCACCGCAACAAUGCAGUUCUCAUCAACCCUCAUCGCUUUCGUUUCCCUCCUCGCGGCUGCCCUCCCAGCAGCAACAGCCUCUCCAAUUGAAACUCGCGAUCCACCCGUCCCAUCUAAAGGGACAUACCUCCUCGGCGGAUGCCAAACCGGCAGAUCUUCAUAUGGCUACUCCAACUUCUGCCCCACCGAUUUCGCUGGGCCCGAUUACCCACAGGAUUACUACCAGACUCCCUGUGACCCUGCUGCUCAGUGCACCAAUACUGGCAACCACUGCACAUGGAUGGUUGGCAAUGAGUAUGCUAACUGCACUUAAAUGCUUGUUCCUGAGAUGGAGUAGAGUGGCGUGCAGGCAGUGGAGGCAUGGUUUGGUGUUUGGUGGCAUAGUAUGGCAGGCUUUACUCUCCUUUAGUAAUAGCUUUGGGGUUUUUAAGAUUGGGUAAAUUUAGCGGCAUUGUAUUCGGUCUGUUCUAAUUUACUCACCAAAGGUCGAUUUGACUAAUAAAUUAAAUUUGUUUGCCAAUAAUUUUUAUUUAGUUAGUAUAGCAAGAUACUUAAUAAAGCAGC